Molecule: messenger RNA, 963 nt
Organism: Fomitopsis serialis
Lineage: Eukaryota; Fungi; Basidiomycota; Agaricomycetes; Polyporales; Fomitopsidaceae
Exons: 4
Coding region: 200-751 (183 amino acids)
Source: RefSeq, a predicted model, not a curated record
GCGAUACUUGUGCCUUUGUCAGUUACAGUGUGCGUGUCUGUCACCAAGCUCCGGUAUGCCGUCAGUGUACUCCAGCACAGCCUGAAUGUAGGCUCUUCAUGCGUGCUAUAAGAGACGACAAGGUUUCCAACGUGUGCCUCGCUAACUCGCUCUCUUUCGUUGUCAUCGCUCGCUAUCACACACCGACUUGUCCUCUACGAUGCCUUUUGGAGUCGGCAGUAUCAAUGCUAUCCGUACGUUGUUCUAUGUCUUGCUGUUCAUGUUCUCCGCCGUCAUGAUUGGCUUGACGGCGGCACGACUUGAAUAUACAACCCACCUUCCUCCGUACGAUCCAUUGAACCACGGUCGUAGCUUCUACGACCCCAUCGUCGCCGAAUUGCUCGCUUCAUCAUGUCUCUCGCUCCUGUGGUCCCUCUUCGCGCUGCACAUUCUCUGGCCAGGCCGAAUGUUUGAGUACGGCGUCUUCUCGAGCUUCCUCGGAGAGAUGAUUGGGCUCUUCGUCCUCUUCAUCCUCUGGCUCGUCGGCGCUGCCAUAUCCUCUACAUUCUGGGCCCAGCUCGGCUGGUGCCACGAGUACCGGGCGUGCCGCAUCCUCACGGCACUCGUUGCGUUCGCGUGGAUCGGCUGGGCCACGAUCCUCUUCCUGCUGUUCAUCACCAUCCUCUUCGCCGUCCUCAACCGUGCCCUGUUCUGGCAGAUGCAUGGGCGCUACGAUCCACGUGCGAGUCGCAACGUCAAGGGCCGUGCUUGAGUAGAGCCUGUGUUGGCAAGGUCCAGACAUAGGUUCGGUGACAUGUAGCUUUCCGAAUGUGCGUCGUGCACGAACCGACGUCUCGAUGAACGGAAAUGAUCUGACAGGGCUGUGGAUAUAGCAUGACGCGCGUCUGUUCGUUCAAAUAUCUAUUCGCGAUCGCAAUGUAUGGUACUCCCGUUCAGGCAAUAUAUAAUACUCUGACAGCAAAC